Notothenia coriiceps (black rockcod) is the source of this 835-nucleotide messenger RNA. RefSeq names its product bridging integrator 2-like. Gene Ontology annotation, biological process: podosome assembly; phagocytosis, engulfment; plasma membrane tubulation. The transcript is spliced from 5 exons. Lineage: Eukaryota; Metazoa; Chordata; Actinopteri; Perciformes; Nototheniidae. The annotation marks the transcript as partial. The record is from RefSeq and is a predicted model, not a curated record. Gene Ontology annotation, cellular component: phagocytic cup; plasma membrane; podosome. Gene Ontology annotation, molecular function: phospholipid binding.
GGCCGAAGAGGAGAUGCAUGAAGCCAGGAGUGUUUAUGAGAGCAUCAACUCCGAGCUGAAGGAGGAGCUUCCGGUGAUCUUCGACAGCCGCGUCGGGUGCUUCGUGUCGGCCUUCUCUGCUGUUUCACAUUUAAGGAACAUCUUCUUCAAGGAGAUGAGCACGCUGAACCUGGAUCUGCAGAGCGUGAUCAAGGAGCUGCAGGCUCAGCAUCCGGAGAAAGUGUUCGCAGUGAAGGGUCUGCAGAGGUACGGGUCCCUGAAGAGACGGACCCUCACCUCCCCUAAAGCCUGGAAGUCCAGUUUCUCUGAGUUCCAUAAGAGCUACAGCCCCAAGCCGUCCCGCUUCAGCUUCAGGUCUCCGGACAAACCGCGGCACAGCACCCUGUCCCGGGAGAGCAGCACCUCCCUGCCUACCUCCCCCCAACCCUCCUCCUACAACUCCCGCCCCCUGGAGGACCUGGAUGCUGCAUCCAAUCACAGCGAGACCCUCAGCGAGAGCAUCAGUCCUCCAGCAGAGGAGAUCCAGCAGGAGGAGGGGAAGCCAGAGGAGACUCCUGCAGAGCCUCAGGAGGAGAAAGAGGGGAAGAAGGAGGGGGAGAAGGAGGGGGAGAAGGACAGCAGCUCUGAGGGAAACCCUUCCUGUGAUUCUGAGAGUCUGGAGCUGCAGCUGUGUGCCGCCGAGGACACGCUGCACAUCCAGGAGGAAGAGGAGGAAGAGAGAGGAGGAGGAAGAGGAGGAGGAGGAAGAGGAGGAGGUCUGAAGGAGAACGGGCUGCAGAACGGAGACGGAGUCGGGGUCAUCUCUGAUGGCAAGGAGGUCAGAAACAAGGUGAGG